Molecule: messenger RNA, 2971 nt
Organism: Tribolium castaneum (red flour beetle)
Lineage: Eukaryota; Metazoa; Arthropoda; Insecta; Coleoptera; Tenebrionidae
Product: tudor domain-containing protein 1
Exons: 7
Coding region: 512-2908 (798 amino acids)
Biological process (GO): P granule organization; piRNA processing; spermatogenesis
Cellular component (GO): P granule
Molecular function (GO): metal ion binding
Source: RefSeq, a predicted model, not a curated record
AGGUGAUUGAGCAGUGGCGUAGCAAAAAACUAUUCUAUGAUCAAGAAGGGUUUGAGAUUCAUAAUUUGUAGUAGUUAAAAUUUCCUCUAUUCAAUAAUUGCAAGAUGAAAUAGUAAAAAUCAUAUCUAAUGCUAAUACACGUUGAUUUCCUAGAAAUACAAAGCAGAGAGGUCGAAUAAAUAAAAAUACACAAUGAGUAAAGAGUAAAAACGCGUUUAUUGCAAAAAAUGUUUCUACUGGUAUCUUUACUAUAACUGGUAAUAUUGAAAUGUUAAACUUUAAGACGAAUUCCCUACACAUGUAAGUACACGCCACGCCACUGUUUUCUGCCAACACCCCUAAUUUAAAGAUUGGACUCGUCCGAGACGAGUUUUCGUCUCUGCGCACUCCUACCACCGUGGACGAUCUGUCAUUUCGCGGACUCUAACAUGGUGACAUCUGACAUGGACGUUUAUUUGACAGUGACAGUCACGCUUUUGUAACUUUUUUUGAAAACUUUUUUGUUUGAUGCAUGAUGGAUACGGAAUUUUACAAUUUACACAAAGCCCUUUCUGCCUACAAGACGUCCAUCAGCACAAGUAUGGACAAAAUUGACGAUAUCUUUUCGCAAGCUGCAAGUACUUUUAUCAAUCCCGAUUGUGCCAGAGGUCCAAACCCGAAAAAGUACACAAUUUCGCUCGAAAUCGUAACAGUUUUGCAGCAUUAUAUUAGGAUUCUUAGCACUGUUGAGAGCUUAGCCGACGGUUUGGCGACCAAGCUCUCUAACCUAGACCGUGACGCAGAGCCUGAAAGAGAAACAGCUUGCAAUCCUUUCACUUCGGCCCUUUUAAGCGACUCGAAAGAGUGUGCAGUUUCGUGCUUCUUCCAUAACUUGAAGGCACAAAUUGCCGAAAGAGAUGUCAGUUCGGGCGUCGAUUCUGACAAUGUUAGUUCAGACGCGGAAACGAUAGUGGACCUAAAAACCGAAAAUUUGGACGAAUACGCACGAUUGAAUCUGUUUGAUGUCAACGUUAAGCCUGAAAAUGCGCCCGAAAGUGAAAUUUCCAACUCUCAAAAAGCCACAAACAAUUCGAAAACUCAAAUCAAAUUCGAGGUUGAAGCUGACGACAGUUCGGGGGCCGAAACGCUUGUGGAACAACCAGUUCAGGGAAAAAACGAUUUGUUAGAUCACAGUAGACUUAACCCUUUCAAAGCUGACUCGAAUGAGCCCAAAACAGGGGCAAAAAAGAAGAAAACUGUAAGAAUCAAGGAGGAGCCGCCUUGCGAAAACGCCGAAAUCGAAUAUACGGCCCUGAGCAAACUUUUGUCGAUGUCUGUGCAUGACAGGCGUCGCGAGGCGCAGAAAAAGUUUGAAAACAAAUCCAUCAAACGCGAUUUCAAUUGGCGCAACGUCACCUCGCCACCACGUGACAAAAAAGUGCGAGAAAAAUUCUCGAUUUACGAUAUUCUUGAGGACCAGUUAAGUGUGGGCCAGAAGUGUGUUUUCAGUCACAUAAUCUCGCCCGCCGAGUUUUAUCUUCGCACGAAUCAGGCGUUGUUUGAAAUGCUGCAAAAUAGCUUGAACGAGGAUAUGAAUAGCCAACACCAGUGGGUUGUUAAUAAAUAUAAAACGAAGGAGGAUGCAAGGACACAUAUGGGCAAUUUUUGUUUCGCGUUUUUGCCCAAUAAGCGGAAGUGGUACAGAGUCGAGGUGCUUGAUUGGCUGAUGGAGGAAGAAUUGGAGAAUAUCUGCAUCCAGUUGAUUGAUUUUGGCGAAACAUACUAUUGCAAAUUUGAGAUACUCCUCCCCAUGACCCUAUUUUACUCAAUGUUUCCGCGUAUGGCCGUCAGGUGCCACUUUGCAGCGAUUUAUUCACCUGAUCCUAGUAAAUGGCCAGAAUCGAGUAUCGAAGCCUUGGAACAAAUGAGCGAAAUGGAGGCUAAAACCGAAUUCGAGACGAUUUUUGUAUGCAAGGAGGGAAAUUCGUAUGGAAUUGAUCUCUUGAAUGAGGAGAAAUUUGGGAAGAAAACGUUGGGUCAGAUUUUGGUCGACUCCGAACUUGCCCUCCAAGUGGACAUUUCAGACGGACUUGAAGCAUUAGAGGAUGAAGAUUUCGAAGAGUAUGAAAACAUCAACGAGGCCAUAACUGGAUACGAUGCCAAAGAUGAAGCAAGACUUUGCCCCUUCACUAAUGCGGCAGGGGGCUGUUUUAAAGGGGCAAGGUGUAAGCUAGAACACGGCGUUUUGGCGAAAGAUGGCGUCACGACGGAUAAAGUUUUGACGAUGAAUCAAGCGUUCACUGUGACGCCUUUGCCCCCCAAAGGCCAGUGUGUCGACGUUUUGGUAACGGGGUACAUAAGCACCUGCCGUUUUUACGCACAAAUUGUCACAGCACCGUCCAAGACUUCGAAUUUUAAUGCAAACUUCCAGAGGCUGAGAGAGAGCAUGAACUCGAAUAAUAUAGUCCACACUUACGAGCCAUUUAAAUUGUAUCCCGGCCUCGGGGAGGUUGUUUUGAUCAAAGAAAACUCGGAAUGGUUUCGGGGGAUUUGCGUUGGCUUAGCCGAAAACGACAAGAUUGAGGUUUUCUUUGUGGAUUUUGGUUACAAAAGAGAGAAAAAACUGAAAGAUCUUAGACAAAUGAAAGAAGAUCUUCUUUAUGUGCCAUUCCAAGCGGUUGAAUGUAUGUUGGAGGGCUGUCAGGAGAAGAAAGAUGCCCCAAAAAAUGCCUCCCAAACAUUUUUCGACUCGUGCAUGAAUUUAAAAGUUUUUAAGGCUCUAGUUGUUGAAUCAGAGGAACCCCUGAGACUGUCUAUGUGGGACUCUGAAGGCAUGGAGAUGGGCUACGUUCUGAAAACGUGCGGGUUAGGAGAGGACCGCAAGAAAGAUGUUUUCCCAACCAAAGACUGUUAUUUAAGUUGCAAUUGAUUUUUCCAUGACUGUUUAGAGUGUAUUUUAAUUUAUUUUAUUAAAGACAAUUCAAUUUUUGAA